This is a messenger RNA of Fusarium sp. VM40, 1503 nucleotides long. Lineage: Eukaryota; Fungi; Ascomycota; Sordariomycetes; Hypocreales; Nectriaceae. The record is from the annotation of a GenBank genome assembly.
AUGGCUUCUACCGCAGUACUCACGACAGCCGAGGCGCAGACCCGCCGUCGCGAACAAUACCAUGAGGCCGACGUCGUGGUUGUAGGAGCUGGUGUAUUCGGCUGCGCCAUGGCUUUUGCUCUUGCGAACCAGGGCCGAUCCGUCAUCCUCCUCGAGCGAUGGCUCAAGGAGCCCGAUCGCAUUGUUGGCGAACUUCUACAGCCCGGCGGUGUCGCUUCCCUACAAAAACUCGGCCUCGGUCACUGUCUCGAGGGCAUUGACGCUGUGCCUUGCUACGGAUACACUAUCUUCUACCAUGGCGAGAAGGUCCUCGUUUCUUACCCCGGUCUCGACGAUAGCGGCAAUGUUACACAUGCGUGGGGAGGUCACAGCACAGGAGACAAGAGACCGUCUGGGUGCAGCUUUCACCACGGUCGCUUCAUCAACAAGCUACGAGAGUCUUGCAUAAACCACAAGAACAUCACCGUUGUUGAGACUGAAGUUGUUAAGACUCUGCGUGGCGAGGCGUCGGAUCAGAUUCUGGGUGUCGAGAGCCGAACCAUGAACAAGCAGACUGGUGUCAAGGAACAGGAUUAUUACUUCGGACAACUCACCGUCAUUGCUGACGGUUACGAUUCCAAGUGGCGCAAGGAGAUUCUAUCCACCAAGCCUAAGGUCUGCUCAAAGUUCUACGCUCUUGAGCUUAUCGAUUGCGAUCUUCCUGAGACUGGUCAUGGACAUGUGAUCAUUGGCAAUGCCUUCCCUAUCCUCCUUUACCAGAUCGGCACUCAUGAGACUCGCGCGCUUAUCGACGUGCCUCAAGGCAUCCCCGAAGCUUCUCCUGAGAAUGGCGGUGUCCGUGGCUACAUCCGCAACUACGUCCUUCCCGCUCUUCCUCCUACUAUCCGACCAUCAGCUGAGAAGGCUCUGGAGGAUGGUAAGAUUCCCCGAAGCAUGCCUAACAGCUGGCUUCCCCCUACAAAACAACGAGCCAACGGAGCAAUUCUCCUCGGUGACGCUAUGAACAUGCGCCACCCUCUCACUGGCGGUGGUAUGACCGUCGCAUUCAACGACGUUGUCAUCCUUUCUGACUUGCUACACCCUAGCAAGGUGUCUGACCUCGGUGAUGCCAAGCUUGUCAACAACGCGCUCGACGAGCUUUACUGGAGACGCAAGCCUUUGACGGGCAUCAUUAACGUUCUUGCCCAAGCUUUGUACUCCCUCUUCGCCGCCAACGACCGCCAACUGCGUGCUCUCCAGCAUGGCUGCUUCAGCUACUUCAAGCGCGGCUCAACCGACGGCCCUGUAGCUCUACUCGCCGGUAUCAUCCAGCGUCCAUCCAUCCUUGCCUACCACUUCUUCUCUGUUGCGUUCCUCGCCAUCUGGCUUAACGCCUGCGCCGUCGUUGGUUGCGGAAUCUUGGGCAUCUUCAAGGCACCUCUCGCCAUCAUCGAUGCCGUCCUUAUCCUAUGGAAGGCAUGCAUCGUUUUUGUCCCUAUCAUGUACCGCGAGACUUUCCAGUAA